Molecule: messenger RNA, 468 nt
Organism: Perkinsus marinus ATCC 50983
Lineage: Eukaryota; Perkinsozoa; Perkinsida; Perkinsidae
Product: Histone H3, putative
Exons: 8
Coding region: 1-468 (155 amino acids)
Cellular component (GO): nucleosome
Molecular function (GO): DNA binding; structural constituent of chromatin; protein heterodimerization activity
Source: RefSeq, a predicted model, not a curated record
AUGCUUCACUUAUCAGGGGGCGAUCUCCGCCAAGCGGUUUUCGUGGGAGGCACCGAGGCAGCAACAGCCGCCACCUCCGAGGAGGAAGAGGAGUACAUCAGGGAAAAGGGUAGGACGUGGUGGUGGUGGUGUGUCAGAAGGAGGCGGCAAGAAACGGAGAAUGGUAACCCGAGGUUCCGCCCUGGCACGAAAGCCCUUAAGGAGAUUCGUCAAUUCCAACGUACUACCGAGCUCCUGGUCCCGAAGGCCCCCUUCGCCAGAGUUGUUCGUGAAAUACAGUUACUAUUUGCAGGAGAGGAAUGGAGGUGGUCCCGUGAGGCCCUUAUAGCAUUACAAACAGCAGCUGAGGCUUACCUUGUGGGACUAUUCGAGGAUGCAAUGUUGGUAGCGAUCCAUGCCAAACGGGUUACAUUGAUGGCUAAGGAUAUCCGUCUCGUCCGUCGUAUUAGAGGAGACGUCUUUGUGUAG